AUGACGUCUGUCAAAACAGAGCUGGUCGCUGAACCGACCAACAAAGCGGCGAAAGCCGGCGUGGACAUCACGGUAUCAUCUGCCGCACCGUCCUCGAAUAAAGAUGCUGCAGCUCCGCGCAAAGCGGGAAAGCUGGAUGUACUGGUACAGGGUGUUGCCCUCUUCUCGGACGGCUACAAUAUUCAGGUCAUCGGAUACAUGAAUACGGUUCUUGCCAAGCUGUAUCCCAAACAAAUGACAGCGACUGUCAAGACGCGGCUGUCCAACAGUAUUCUGAUUGGUGACAUUUUUGGCAUGCUCUUCUUUGGACUGUGUAUUGACCGGUUCGGACGAAGAAUCGGUAUUGUUCUGACUACGUUUUUCCUGGUAUUUGGUAUUGUUCUUGCCACGGCGGCUCAUGGCACUUCCGUCGAGGGCAUGUUUUGGAUGAUGGUCAUUGGCCGUGGCAUUGCCGGCUUUGGUGCUGGCGGCGAGUACACGGUGUGCACUUCCCAGGCGCUCGAGUGCGCCGACAGCACCGAAGCGAUGAGGCGCAGGCGUGGAAUGCUUGUCGCCGUCUCUACCAACGCUGCCAUCAUCUCUGGCUUCGUCGGGUCUAGCAUUGUCUCCUUGGUUGUCAUCGCUGCUUAUGGCGGCCGAGCAAGCGACGGCAUUUGGCGCAUCUGCUUCGGUAUUGGCACUUUUCUACCAAUGCUCAUAUUCUUCUUUCGCAUGCGCCUGGUCGAUUCAUCGCAGUACCAAAAGCACGCCAUCCAGAAGAACAUUCCCUACAAACUUGCCCUCAAGCUCUACUGGAAGCCGCUUCUCGGUUGCUGCGCUGCGUGGUUCCUGUACGAUGCUGUCGUGUACCCUUUCAACCUGCUUGCGCCGACUCUUGUUGCUGGGUUUUCCUCCCAGCAGUCCAUGGUUGAGUCUAUUGGCUGGUCCGCCCUGAUCAACGCCUUUGCGCUGCCCGGAGCUUUCAUCGGCGCUAUGCUAAUGGACCGUAUCGGUCGCCGCCAGACAUACACUUUGGGGUGGUCAAUUGUCUGCGUCCUUGGCUUUGCCAUUGGCGGCUCCAUGAUCCCACUAAGCAACAUUUUCCCACUCUUUGUAGCCCUGUACGGUCUAUUCCAGACAUUUUUAUCCGUCGGCCCCGGAGACUGCAACUUUUUAGUCUCGAGCGAGUCUUUCCCCACACCUCUCCGCGGACACUUUCUUGGCUUCGCUGCCGCGGUGGGAAAGGUUGGGGCGGCGGUCGGCACAGAAGCUCUCUCUAAAGUUAUUUCAAGCUAUGAUGAGCGUCUAAAGGGCCAACAGGCACUGUUCCUGAUUGGUAGUGGCAUAUCUGUUGCGGGAACACUUUGCGUCUGGUUCUUGAUUCCCAACGCCCCGAAGAACUUAGAGGACGAAGAUAUGCGUUUUAAGAAAUACCUCGAGGAUAAUGGCUAUGACACGAGCAACAUGGGCUUGGCCAGCGUAAAGGUUGAGCAGUAG
Molecule: messenger RNA, 1476 nt
Organism: Akanthomyces muscarius
Lineage: Eukaryota; Fungi; Ascomycota; Sordariomycetes; Hypocreales; Cordycipitaceae
Exons: 6
Coding region: 1-1476 (491 amino acids)
Biological process (GO): transmembrane transport; carboxylic acid transport
Cellular component (GO): plasma membrane
Molecular function (GO): carboxylic acid transmembrane transporter activity
Source: RefSeq, a predicted model, not a curated record